This is a messenger RNA of Aspergillus aculeatinus CBS 121060, 906 nucleotides long. RefSeq lists its product as uncharacterized. The transcript has 3 exons. The coding region runs from base 1 to 906 and encodes 301 amino acids. NCBI's taxonomy places the organism in Eukaryota, Fungi, Ascomycota, Eurotiomycetes, Eurotiales, Aspergillaceae. The record is from RefSeq and is a predicted model, not a curated record.
AUGAACUCCCAGUUCAGAAUCAUCGAGCACACUAUUCCUUGCUCUUCCAUUCGUGAAUACCACCACGCAGCCAAGACAGACAAACCAUUGCAAUUAGCAAUCAAGCAAUACACCCCACUCAACAACACCAGUCCCAGUCAGGAUGGCAUAUCGAUCAUAGCAGGACAUGCGAAUGGUAUUCCCAGGGAGUGUUAUGAGCCUCUUUGGGAUGAGAUGAUGAUAAGCUUCGAGGGGAAAAUCAAGGCUAUCUGGUUCGCGGACUGCUCCAACCAAGGCGCCAGUGGAGUGUUGAACGAAGAUAACCUUGGCGACGAUCGUGAGACACACCUCCAUAUGCACUACUCGCUCAAUGAUGGAAAAGGAUUUGCGGAUCAUGGUCACUAUAGCGAACUGUGUUCAUCUGUCAAUAAUGCAUCCUCGGCUCUCUACCCACUCAACGCCCCAAGAAGACCCCUCCUACCGGAUGCCGUGACUUUGACCACUACCAAAGCGCAGGAGGCCUGGAAAUACUUGCGCCUCAAUGCAACACCCCAGAAAGACGGUGAUAACAAGAGUGGUUUUCUUACAAGGACAGAGCGUUUUCUAGGCCCGGACCUAGCCAUCUCAGCCAAGGAAGGCGACAAUAACAACCGGAGUUAUGUGACAGUAUGCCCGUGGUCAUGUAUUGCCUUUGAGCUUCUUCCAUACGUCCGGCCACCAGUCUUCCUCAUCUUCGGAGAGAAAAGUCAUAUCAACACCCCCGCGCGGAGGCAGGACAAGCUGGAUCGAGUUGGGACAGGGCUUGGCGGAGGCGGGCAAGUUCGAGCUGAAGUCUUGUUUGGAACCUCCCACAUGGCACCGCUGGAGAAGAUGCACGAUACAGCUUGUCUGAUGUCUGGCUGGUUAGACUCUCAGUUGAAGGCAUAG